This is a messenger RNA of Eleginops maclovinus (Patagonian blennie), 2084 nucleotides long. It is a transcript of the gene edn2, whose product is annotated as endothelin 2. Gene Ontology annotation, biological process: vein smooth muscle contraction; regulation of systemic arterial blood pressure by endothelin; regulation of vasoconstriction. Gene Ontology annotation, cellular component: extracellular region. NCBI's taxonomy places the organism in Eukaryota, Metazoa, Chordata, Actinopteri, Perciformes, Eleginopidae. The transcript has 5 exons. The record is from RefSeq and is a predicted model, not a curated record. Gene Ontology annotation, molecular function: endothelin B receptor binding; hormone activity. Bases 167 to 637 code for a protein of 156 amino acids.
GCUGCUCCACACUCAACACACUCUACAGACUCUGAAACCUUUAAGAGUUUCAAUACUUUAAAGAGUUUAAAGAGUUUCAAUACUUUAAAUACUUUAAGGAGUUUCAAUACUUUAAAGAGUUUAAAGAGUUUAAAGACUUGGAAGAGAUACGUUGGCGCUGUGAAGGAUGGCUUCCCUCAUGUUCAGGACUCUGACUUUCUUCCUCAUCUGCAUGGCUCUGCAACACGGUUGUGCAGUGCCGUUAUCAGAACCACCGCAGGCCGGCCACCACGUCAGGACCAAGCGCUGCUCCUGCAACAGCUGGGACGAUAAAGAGUGCAUCUACUUCUGCCACCUGGACAUUAUCUGGGUCAACACGCCCAGUAAACUCCUUCCUUACGGUCUUGGAAGUCCCCUGUCACGUCGCCGCCGUUCAGCCGAGCGUUGCCAAUGUCUCAACCCGGCUGAUCAAACCUGCUCCGGGUUCUGCCAGAAAAGCUCAGAGAAACCAAGGACGCAUACUGUCCAACCGUCGGUGGAUUCUGCAGGAGCGAACAGCAACAAACUGCUGGCGUCUCUCAGAUCUCGAGUAAAGACCAACACUGUCGUCGCCAAACACUUUCUGUCUACGAAUCCCAGAGGAGUAAAAACUGGCUGAGGAGCAGAACCCCAGCGAGGACCAGAAGAAGUUCAACCUCAACGGGCCGGAGACCCCUCCCGCACCACGGUUCAUCAGGAGUCCUACCAACUCUUGGGAUGUAGAGAGGGGGAAUGGUAGAGGGAAAGAGAGGACUCGAAGCCUCGGAGGACUGGCACCAGGAAACAAAACUGGGUGGAGACGUUUGGAGUUAGUCAUUGAACGACAGAUGCCAAAGAAGGAUCCAUUAAAGCCAAGGACAUAAAGCCAGAAGUGACUAUUGCUCAGAGGAGGAAUAGAACAAAGAACCUCUCAUAGACAUAUUAUUUACUGAAUUCACUUAAAAAUGAAGGUUUUGCACAGAAUACUUUGACUAUAGGAUCUUUAAAUGAUAAGGAAUCUUUCAUACAGAAACAUUUCAUGGUUCAAAUGGAAGGUUCACAGGUUUUCAGAUUAUCAUCCCCCUUUUUGAAUUUAAAGAUUUAGAACAAUUCUUUCAAACAAAAUUAUAAAUGAUCAAUUAGGGCUUUGGAUCAUUUGGAUUUCUGACCAUUUUCAUAAUUUCUUUACAUUGAAAACUAUAAUUUCAACACUUUCAGUACAUUCAGUACAUUUCCCCAAUACUUUUACCUAAGUUACACUUGUGACGGAGUUAUUCUCCAGUGUGAUUCUGGCCAUUUAACUUCCUCAAACACUGCUGUAGUUAAAAUCAGUCACUGAUCCGUGGUUGUUUUGCAUCCACAGCUCGCCUUCAACAACAAUCAUAGGACCAUUAAAUAUUCCAGAGUCACAUAAACUCUGGGGAAAUGUUCGUCAGUGUGUCAUCACAGUCAUCACUGACCUUUGGUUCAGUUUCAUGUUCCUCUGUAUCAGAGCGGCAAUCGGCUGUCCUGCCUCCAGCUUAAGGCAGAAUGCUUUUUAAUUAUCAGGCAGAACUUGAAGAAUAUUCACUCCUAUCCCAGUGAAAUGAAGGCCAUCUCUUUGGGGUUUAUCUGGCUCUAUAGACGGCCCAUUGUGGGCUCCUAUACAGCAGUCUGCAUAACAGCCACAGCGGCUCCAUUGUGCUGGCUCCAGUGUUUAUUGCACAGCUCCUGUUUAAUGUUGUGAUUGAAGACCAGCCAAAAGGUUUCAACGACGAGCAGCUUGCCAAAAAAUGCACCAAUUGUUUGUUCCCCUCCUGACAAACGCUCUUUUAAUUCCUCCGUUAUUACCGGCGGGGAAACGAUGACUGAUGUGUUUAUGCGCUUCAGAAGCUUACCGUGUUCAGAAUGCACUUUCAUCCUCAUCCUCAAUGCUGCAGACGAUGGACAGUUUGCCAGCUUAUAGAAGUUUACUGUUAAAUGCUUUGUUGUGUAUCUAUAGAACCAUUUAUUUAUUCUCUAACUUAUUCAGAGAUGUAUUUAUAUUUGUAUGAAUGAAGCUUUGGAUCGUGUCUGAGGAAAUAAAGAACGGAACAUUUGCAAGAACA